UCCUCCUCCCGUAUCCACUUUGCGCACCAGUUAGCAAGAAGUAAGUUCACAGCAAUAAGAGCUCUCGCGCUAAUAUCAUGUAAGUCUCACUUAAUUUUAUUUAUUUACCGUUAAUCAGUCACUUAGUGAAAACUUAGGCCAGUAUUUUCUCUCAUAGUUACUGGAAUUCCACGUCGACAAAGCCGCACAAUCUGAGGAGCCAAAUUUGUACAAUUGAAAAAAAAAUGAGUAACAGUUUAACACAUACCUUAAUUUACGCAUUUGCGCACGCAUGUUUAUUAUGUUGCAUAGCACACACUGGCAAUGCCCAGCGCGAAGGACCCGCAGCUCUUAGACAAACCAUACAAUGGCAACACAAUGGUAAACUUUUUAGCAUAUUAAGCCAAGGUUCGGAAUAUCAGGCACCGAUAAAACGUGACGGAACCAAAGAACCGACGCAACCCAGACCGAUAGCCAUCGUUCGCAAUGAUGACGCGCCCGCGAGACCUUCAUCCUCCUCACGAGCUGCCCAGAGCCGCGGGUCCGAGCGUCUGCACACAGGUACGAGCGCGAACGGCGGCGGCUCGGGCUGGUUAUCAGGUGGACGCAGAGCGCGCGUCAGGGAUUCACAGGAGCGCAGGAAUCAAACGGAUCUGCGGCAGAUGUCGGCCAACGACACCGACGGUAACAGAAAAGAUGAAGUUAUGGUUGGAGAUGAUCCAUAUAACCCGUACAAGUCCACUGAUCCGGACAACCCGUCUUAUAACUAUUAUGACACGUAUGAGAGACCGUCGCCUAGGGAACGACCGGGAUACGGAACAAGCUACUUUCAAUAUGGUUUGCCUGAUCUCGUGGGAGACCCGUACUACAUCCAAGCAUCGACCUACGUGCAGAGAGUUCCGAUGUACAAUCUCCGAUGUGCCGCUGAGGAAAACUGCUUGGCAAGCUCGGCGUACAGAUCCAGCGUGAGAGACUACGACACUCGUAUGUUGCUGAGAUUCCCGCAGCGGGUCAAGAACCAAGGCACCUCCGACUUUCUUCCCAGCAGGCCGCGGUACACCUGGGAAUGGCACAGCUGCCAUCAGCACUACCACAGCAUGGAUGAGUUCAGUCACUAUGACCUGCUGGACUCCACUACUCAGAGAAGGGUGGCUGAAGGACACAAGGCAAGCUUUUGCCUGGAGGACACGUCAUGUGACUAUGGUUACUACAGACGAUAUGCAUGCACCUCCCAUACUCAGGGUCUGAGUCCAGGGUGCUACGACACUUACAAUGCAGACAUUGACUGUCAGUGGAUAGAUAUUACUGAUGUGAAACCUGGAAACUACAUCCUCAAGGUUAGUGUAAAUCCCAGUUACCACGUGCCAGAGUCUGACUAUAGUAAUAAUAUAGUCCGCUGUGAACUCCGAUACACCGGAAACUACGCCUAUGUGUCAGGAUGUCACAUUUCACCGUAUUAAAAAUAGGAAUCGUCAGAAAUUAAUCAUGGUGACAGAAAAACUGCAAAGCGAACAGAAGAACCAAUGCCGAUUAUGGGUCACUUUUCUAUUUGGAGCCGAAAAUCAGCAGGGCAUUUUAAGUUAUGACUAUGCCACACAAUGUACAACGCUGGGGCAUACGUACAGUUCUGCAAUGAAUUGCAUUAUUCAUUUUUGUUUUGUUUUUCUACUUUGAUUCCUCUUAUAGAGUUUGGAUGAAUGCCACACAUUUCCCACUAUUUUUUACCACUAUUUUUCUUUCAGAAUGAUAAAAAUGUAAAAAAAAAAUGAGACCUUCAGUCAAAAGGACACUGGGGUUUUACAUAAACCGUGCUUUAUUGUGCUAGAACAAUGCGUAUGUAUUCUGAGUAGAUAUUUAUAUACAGAUGCUCAUAUUACUGCAACACUUUUAUAUAGGCUAGUGAAAAUUUACUUGAAUAAAUGAUUUCACAUUCAACCUCA
Misgurnus anguillicaudatus (oriental weatherfish) is the source of this 1919-nucleotide messenger RNA. It is a transcript of the gene loxa, whose product is annotated as lysyl oxidase a. NCBI's taxonomy places the organism in Eukaryota, Metazoa, Chordata, Actinopteri, Cypriniformes, Cobitidae. The record is from RefSeq and is a predicted model, not a curated record. Gene Ontology annotation, molecular function: protein-lysine 6-oxidase activity; copper ion binding. Gene Ontology annotation, biological process: peptidyl-lysine oxidation; collagen fibril organization.